Messenger RNA from Dunckerocampus dactyliophorus (ringed pipefish), 1236 nucleotides. Its product is annotated as pro-opiomelanocortin-like. Gene Ontology annotation, molecular function: neuropeptide hormone activity. Gene Ontology annotation, biological process: neuropeptide signaling pathway. The transcript has 3 exons. Gene Ontology annotation, cellular component: extracellular region. Lineage: Eukaryota; Metazoa; Chordata; Actinopteri; Syngnathiformes; Syngnathidae. Bases 240 to 1019 code for a protein of 259 amino acids. The record is from RefSeq and is a predicted model, not a curated record.
GUAGGAGAUCCCUUACUUCCAUCACACCCCGAGGCCUUGAGACUCCAAAGCUUCAAGAGUCUAUAAAAAGAGCUUUUUUCCCAGAAGACUUGGCAGCAGACCUUCUGUGAGCGCUUCUCCUGUACAGCGCUUGAGAGGCAGAGCAGGCACCACACAAUCUAAGCAGAAAGGGAGGAAAACAAGUAGGAACUGCAGAAAAGGUUUGAAUAGAAGCUGAGCAGCUGUGUACUAGGCUGACCAUGGUGCUCCCAUGUUGGUUGUCAGUGGCACUGAUGGCGUGUAUUUCCAUCCCAGUGUUUGGGUCAGAGUGCUCCAUCUGCAAAAACCUCAGCAACAACGAGAGAAUACUGGAUUGCAUUGAGAUCUGCAGAUCCGCCAGCCAGACAGAGCGUCCCGAUCUCAGCACUUUAGCCCUUAACAUCAGCAAAGACAACGAGCUCUUACCCGGCCUGUCCCGGGACACAACCAAAGACAAGACGCCCGAGUCUAAGGCCAACAGCGACAGGCGGCGCUCUUAUUUGAUCGAACACUUCCGUUGGAGUAAACCCUCCCGGAACAUGACGCAGGUAAGCAGGCCGGGCAUUCAAAGCAACAGACGAAGCGCUUACUCAAUGGAGCACUUUCGCUGGGGGAAACCGCCCGGGAACAUGACGCCUGGACUAAAGCUGGGACCCCAAGGCUCCAAGAGGAGCCCCUACGCAAUGGAGCAUUUCCGAUGGGGCAAACCCUCCGGCCGCAAACGCAGACCGGUUAAGAUCUUUGCCUUCCCCGUGAAGGAGCCCUCAUUGUCUUCGGAGGCUGUUUUCCUCCCUCAGGCGCGCAGGCAUCUGAACAGUAAAGACGACAUUUUCAACCGGAAUCAGAUCCAAGCCCUGCAAACAGAAACAGUGCUACCACUUCAAAGAGGGAGUCCGUCUGCUGCUACCAACAUUAACGGCAAUGAGGAGAAACCUCAGGGAGUGCUGGCCAACAUCUUCAGGGACAUUAUUUUCAAAGAUGUGCAGAGGAUAGUAGGGUGAGGGUGGGAGUGGCAAGGGGAGGUUUAAUAACCACUGCAUGUUAUUACCAAUAACUAACUUUGUCAUCAGCAUGUUAAGGAGGGGUUGAUUGCUGUAACCCUCCCGGCCUUGACUAUAUGCUUCUAUUGUAUUUCCAUGUUGUAUAUGUUAUUAAUGAGCGAAAAGGUUCUUUCAUGGCUGAAUUUUGUAAAUUACUAAUAUUAAAAAGUUUGUUUUU